Messenger RNA from Didymodactylos carnosus, 351 nucleotides. NCBI's taxonomy places the organism in Eukaryota, Metazoa, Rotifera, Eurotatoria, Philodinida, Philodinidae. The record is from the annotation of a GenBank genome assembly.
AUGGCGACACAAGCUUAUGGUACCGCAGAAGGUAUCUCAAAUGAAACUUCAAACUUUACGACGACAAUGAUUAUUAAUCCAGCUCCUACAGCAAAGGUACCUGUAGAUAUUGCUGGCAUUGUAGUUGGUUCCAUUAUGACCUUUUUGGGUUUUGUGGUUAUCACUGGUCUGUUGGUACUCUUGUGUGUUUCUCGAAAGAAAAAGAAAGAUGAGAUUCCAGUAAUGUCCGUGGCAGCUGAUGAGACAACAUCGACAGCAGGAACAGACAUUAAAUUGGCACAAUCACCAGCCCUUUUUUCAACAAAGCCAAAAGGUUCAAUGCAAUCCAACGUCAGUGGUAAAACACAGUAG